AUGUCCCGCAGCGCAGCGGCCAGUGGUGGACCCAGGAGGCCUGAGCAACAUCUGCCCCCAGCCCCCUGUGGGGCCCCGGGGCCCCCUGCACCCUCCAGGACGGAGCCAGACGGCGCAGGCACUAUGAACAAGUUACGCCAGAGCCUGCGGAGGAGGAAGCCAGCCUACGUUCCUGAGGCCUCACGCCCGCACCAAUGGCAGGCGGAUGAAGACGCGGUGCGCAAGGGCACGUGCAGCUUCCCGGUCAGGUACCUGGGCCAUGUGGAGGUAGAAGAGUCCCGGGGAAUGCAUGUGUGUGAAGAUGCUGUGAAGAAGCUAAAGGCGAUGGGCCGGAAGUCCGUGAAGUCUGUUCUGUGGGUGUCAGCUGAUGGGCUCCGAGUGGUGGAUGACAAGACCAAGGACCUGCUGGUAGACCAGACCAUUGAAAAGGUCUCCUUUUGUGCUCCUGACCGCAACCUGGAUAAGGCUUUCUCCUAUAUCUGCCGCGAUGGGACCACACGACGCUGGAUUUGCCACUGCUUCCUGGCACUCAAGGACUCUGGCGAGAGGCUGAGCCACGCCGUGGGUUGCGCUUUUGCAGCCUGCCUAGAACGAAAGCAGAGGCGGGAGAAGGAAUGUGGGGUCACAGCCGCCUUCGAUGCCAGCCGCACCAGCUUCUCCCGAGAGGGUUCCUUCCGCCUGUCUGGAGGUGGACGUCCCACUGAGCGAGAGGCCCCAGACAAAAAGAAAGCAGAGGCAGCAGCUGCCCCCACUGUGGCUCCAGGCCCUGCCCAGCCUGGACAUGUAUCCCCGACGCCAGCCACCACGUCCCCUGGUGAGAAGGGUGAGGCAGGCACCCCGGUGGCUGCGGGCACCACUGCGGCAGCCAUCCCCCGGCGCCACGCCCCUCUGGAACAGCUGGUUCGCCAGGGCUCCUUCCGUGGGUUUCCCGCACUCAGCCAGAAGAACUCACCUUUUAAACGGCAGCUAAGCCUGCGGCUGAAUGAGCUGCCUUCCACACUGCAGCGUCGCACUGACUUCCAGGUGAAGGGCACAGUGCCUGAGAUGGAGCCUCCUGGUGCCAAUGACAGUGACAACAUCAAUGCUCUGUGCACACAGAUCAGCUCGUCUUUCGCCAGUGCUGGGGCUCCAGCGCCUGGGCCACCGCCGGCCACAACAGGGACUUCUGCCUGGGGUGAGCCCUCCGGGCCCCCUGCAACUGCCUUCCAGCCUGGGCACAAGCGGACACCUUCGGAGGCUGAGCGGUGGCUGGAGGAGGUGUCCCAGGUGGCCAAGGUCCAGCAGCAGCAGCAACAGCAACAAGGGGCUUCAGUGCCCUCUGUGCCCACCAUACUCCCCUCCCUGCAGCCCUUCCCUGCUCCCUUGGGGCCCUUCGACACAGCCCCUGCCCAGGGAGCUGUGUUCCUGCCACCCCCACACAUGCAGCCCCCAUUUGUGCCCGCAUACCCAGGCCUGGGUUACCCGCCCAUGCCCCGGGUGCCCGUGGUGGGCAUCACACCCUCUCAAAUGGUGGCCAACGCCUUCUGCUCCGCCGCCCAGCUCCAGCCCCAGCCCGCCACCCUACUCGGAAAAGCUGGGGCCUUCCCACCCCCUGUCGCACCCAGUGUCCCUGGGGGUCAGACCCACCCACGUCCCAAUGGGGCCCCUUGGCCCCCUGAGCCAGCACCCGCCUCAGCCCCUGAGUUGGACCCCUUUGAGGCCCAGUGGGCAGCGUUAGAAGGAAAAUCUGCCACAGAGAAACCUUCCAACCCCUUCUCUGGGGACCUGCAGAAGACCUUUGAGAUUGAACUGUAA
Molecule: messenger RNA, 1794 nt
Organism: Chrysochloris asiatica (Cape golden mole)
Lineage: Eukaryota; Metazoa; Chordata; Mammalia; Afrosoricida; Chrysochloridae
Gene: NUMBL
Product: numb homolog (Drosophila)-like
Exons: 10
Coding region: 1-1794 (597 amino acids)
Source: RefSeq, a predicted model, not a curated record